CAGUAACAUGGAGUCUCCUUGCCUAUAAAUUGGAAAGCAGAGAACUCACUGCAAGUAUCAUCAGUUUGCAACUUAGCAAUUAACACAGUGUUAUUGUUGAAAUCAUAUAUCUCCUAGUUAGUUAAUUAGCAUCGCGACAGAGCUAGCCAUGGCCUUAAAAUCUGUCCUUUUUGUUUGCCUCUUGGUUGCUACAAUAGCAGCCCCAAUUGCCAAUGCACAACUUGGACUUAUCGGCAGUCUCCUUGGUUUGAUCCGCGUCCAAGGGACCCUCUUUUGCACUUUGAAUGGCGCUAUGGGUGUCAAUGGCACUGCAACCCCAGUUUUUCCUAAUGCAUUGGUGCAAAUGCAGUGUGGAGCUGGAAAUGUGGUUGCUAGUGCAACCACCAAUGGGGCUGGACUAUUUUCUAUCCUCUUGGACCCCCUUCAGUUUGUUCUGUCUUCGCUACUCACCAACUGCAAAUUAGUAGUCAACACGCCGCUGUCCACCUGCAACGUGAGCCUGCCAUCGGUGGGGGGUCUCCAAUCGGCUUUACAGCUCGUUGGGAACACCGUUCAAGGUCUCCUCAGUAUCGCCAACGUUAUCCCGGCCGGAUUCCAAUUCCUUCCUAGCCUUCCUUGAUGCAUUAAAGGCUUGAUUUCAUAUAUAUAUAUAUAUAUAUAUAUAUAUAUAUAUGUAGUUUGAUAUAUUGUCCAUGAAUAAGGUCAAUUGUAUUAUGGAUCAGUACUGUCUUAACUAUAUAUGUAUCUUUGCAAGUUUAUGUUUGAACUUUGAAGUUCUCUAUCCAUAAAUAUUGAAAAGUUGUAAUAACAAGCUUGUGUAACGACUCUUGGUCACUAAUAAAA
Messenger RNA from Cornus florida, 843 nucleotides. Its product is annotated as phylloplanin-like. NCBI's taxonomy places the organism in Eukaryota, Viridiplantae, Streptophyta, Magnoliopsida, Cornales, Cornaceae. The transcript is spliced from 2 exons. Bases 149 to 619 code for a protein of 156 amino acids. The record is from RefSeq and is a predicted model, not a curated record.